Heterobasidion irregulare TC 32-1 is the source of this 1686-nucleotide messenger RNA. RefSeq lists its product as uncharacterized. The record is from RefSeq and is a predicted model, not a curated record. NCBI's taxonomy places the organism in Eukaryota, Fungi, Basidiomycota, Agaricomycetes, Russulales, Bondarzewiaceae. The coding region runs from base 1 to 1563 and encodes 520 amino acids. The transcript has 5 exons.
AUGAAUGCUAUCGAAGAUUAUUUGCUCUCGUUACCAGAUGGCCAUCCGCUUCAAGUCUCUAUUCGCACAUAUUCACUAGCGUUAUCACUUAGCCUCGGUCCGGCUUUACUUUCUUUCAUAGUGUCUCCCAAGGCUCGCUCCAAAGGUGUCCUUGGACUUCAAACAAUCGUAAAGCGCGAGUUGAAGAUUACAAGCUUCCCUUUCGCUAUUACCGUCGCUAUCGGUGGCGGCUCCGCUCUCCAAUACCUGUGGAAGAGACUCGAAACUGACCUAGACGACACCCUUGCUUCACCCAAACAACCGUGGAGCCCGCGAUUCGGACGACUUGCCAACCAGCUGCAAGCACUCAAAGAAUACAUAUCGUCCAUCUCUCAAGAGCGGAAGACGUUCGCAAUAUAUGCGUGCUCGUCGUUUGUGGCCAUCGUGCUUAUGCAGGCGCGGCGGCUAUCUUCGAAGAAACUCGGGAUCACUAUGCCGUUGAUCUCUACAUCUCGCAGGAAUGUCACGGGCCGCACUUCGGCCACGCUGGAUUUAACGCUGUUACUUCUGGUUCGUGCACUGGAUGCCGCGGUACAACAUGUUGUGUUCAAACGCGUCGGGGAGGAGCACGAUGAUGCGCGAAGGUGGCGGCAGCACAUCACGACCAAAAUCGAUGCAAUGGUUUUCUGGGCCAGCAGUGCAAGACUUCCGAGCUCUUAUAUGAAGUGGAUCACCUCCAUGGCGAAUAUAGACCCUCGUCUCUCCAGUGGACUCCGCGCCAUUCGUUCGGGCCAAUGGUCGUAUAUCAACGGAACAAAGCUGCAACCGAACAUGUUGGCCACGCUUUCGCAGGACCUUGGUUAUCCUGCCUCCUGGGGCACACCAUUGAGUGUCCCUGCAUAUGGUGGGUCAAUGGCCAAUGCUUCCUGGAAGGCGCUAGGUGUUUCUGGCCGCGAUGGUGUAGGAGGAGUUCCCUGCGAAAUCAUCCACGGGACUGGUGGUGUAAGCUGCACAGGCAAUGCGAUUUUUCGUGCCCAGCACGCAUUCCUAAAGGCUGUAGCUAUCUAUCUUCCUGUUCACUUCAUACCAAUCCUCCUCACUCGCCCUCGCUCGCUCCUCCGCCUCCCGGAGAUUUUCCGAUUGCUCAUAGGUGCCGUACGUAGUGCUUCAUUUCUAUCCACCUUCGUGUCUUCGAUCUGGAUGGCCAUCUGCCUGACCCGCACGCACCUCAUCGCCCGUUUGCUCCCAAAAAUAUCUCAUGACUUCUACGAUGGUCCUUUCGGGUGCAUCAUGGCCGGCUGCCUCGCUUGUGGAAGUAGCAUCUGGAUCGAAAAUGGUCGCAGGAGGGGAGAGAUGGCGCUGUAUGUUUUGCCAAGGGCUAUUAGAGCAUGCUUGCCCAACACAUGGGCUCGAAGUGGGAAAGGCAGCGUAUAUGCACUCGAAAGGAUUGCAUUUACAUUGUCACUUGCUCAUCUACUCACUUCGGGAACAUAUCGUAUGGAUACCAACCGAGGAUUGGCUCGGUGGACACUGAACUUUGUUCUAAACGGUCCGAAUGCUGCAUUUCGGAAACAACAGGGCUAGAAAGCCGAAUCUACUGGAACAUAUUAGCAGAAGAGUUCGCAUAUUCCCUUAUGACAGGACCUACUACAUUGAUACCUGAUGAUACUGAAACACAAAAUUUAUUAGCUAUAAUCCUUUUGACAU